This is a messenger RNA of Ascochyta rabiei, 1458 nucleotides long. RefSeq lists its product as uncharacterized. The record is from RefSeq and is a predicted model, not a curated record. The coding region runs from base 1 to 1458 and encodes 485 amino acids. Lineage: Eukaryota; Fungi; Ascomycota; Dothideomycetes; Pleosporales; Didymellaceae. The transcript is spliced from 4 exons.
AUGGGUCCCUCCACUUCUUCCCAUCAUCUACCUACCUCCCUGGUCGACCUUCUCUCCAACUCCUUGAUCUUGCACCAAACUGCGCCAUACCUACCAGUCUCCUCACUUUUCGCUCUUGCAUCGACUUCCAAAGCGCUGUACAACGUCAUCUGCCAAUCACCAGAAGCUUUUCGAUACCUCGAUCUGUCGCCCAUCAAAUCCGCACUCUUACCCUUUGAUGGUCCGCUCGAUGGCGGCGGCAUCACUUGGCGCGCUGAGCGCAUGGACGAGUCGCUGUCCGAAGAUGACUUCUACUCGGGUCCCCUUCGCGGCAUCGUCUACAGGCUUGAGAAGCAGCGCGUCCUACGCAACGUACACACGCUGGUCCUCGACGGCCUGAGCGUUACAGCCGAGUUCGUCAAGGAGCUCCUCACCCAAGACCGAUACAAUGUCAGACUGCUGUCGAUUCGAGAAGUCAAGCACUUGAACGAGCGUAAGCUCCAGCAGUACCUCAGAUACGCGGUCCGCCCCUCGAGGCCUGAAGGCACGCCUCGAGUCAAAGGCAUCUACCUUUUUGGACCUCGCGAUCGACACUACGAGACAGACGCACCGCGAGCGCCUUCUCCAUCGGCCUCUCGAGGCGUCAUGUCUUCACAAGGGGCUCAAAUCGGCGCAGAGUGGAACCAAAAGUCAUCGCAUGCGCUCAACACUGCGCUGGCACGGACAGAAGACAGAUGGUACCAGUCAUCCGGCAAGAUGAUUGUGAAGCGCCCUUCCCCAGAGUGGGCUGAGGUCGUCCAGGCGUGCGAGGGCCUCAUCUCCUUCGACGCUGUUCUUUGCCGAGGACCACGCCACGACCCUAGCAAAGCCCAUGUCAGAGAAGGCGCUGCUAGCGGCAUGCCACACCCAGCUUCCUUUCUCAGGCCUACCAUUGCCACCGUCGCGCUGGGGCCAGAUGGUUGCGAGACUUGUCACUCUGCUUCUGAAGGACCCGCGAUAUUCGGCAACUCGCCUGCAUCUGCUUUCCCUCUUUUGAGCCCCAUGCCGCUACACGGAAGCACACUGCGCGCGGCAAAGCUUCCACACACCAUCGACGGAUCAGGCCCUCCACCUUUGUACAUGCGCUGCGAAGACUGCCUCAAGGGCCGCUGGUGCGAGAGGUGCCACAAGUGGUGGGACGAGGACUGCUAUGCUGGAUCAACGGUUGCCCAGCGAACCGAACUCCAACAGACCGAGCUUACCGAAAGCCUGCAAAUCAACGGGACCACCUCCAUGAUUCCGAAGCAAACCAUCAAGAUUAUUGGCGUUCGACGUGACUGCUUCGGCUGUGGCCAUACAUGUAUAAGCUGCAAGGAGCUAUUUAUUCGAAAGUGUAAGAAAUGCCAGAAUGAAUACUGUCUCGAGGACAACGCUGCAUCAUCUGACACUAUGUGUGACUGGUGCAACUUCACUUCCCGAAGGACUGUCGAGAUGUACUAG